GUCUUCGGUUGCCUUGGAAGCCAUAAAUUCGACGUCGUCAUCCAUGUAAACACGCGAGAACGGUGAUCCCCGCGACUUUUCCACUUUACGCGAAUUUCUACCUCUGCGACAGCGAGACGUUCCUAUCAAUUAUCAAAUAGGUAGUUUUUGCACUAAACGUGACCGAUGAGAAAACCGGGCGCCAAUUUCGCAUUUCAACCCAAAAACGAUCUCGCUUCAACCCAAUCACUCGAGUUUGACGCAUCUUCACAAGGGAAUCGGCGCACAAAGAAGACUAAGGCGGAGCUGAGACAGAGCUUCUACGAUCUUCUCGAUUCCACUACAAUCAGCUAUCCUGCCUCGCCCGCCCCAUCGCGCGACCAGCCGCGAGCCGGUCCGGAGUCUGGCACGAUGCCGCUGUCGCGAUCGCCAUCGUUUGGCGACGAUGACCUCGAGCUGAUAAGCUCGCAAACGGCCAACCUAUCCAUCGACGCCCCACGCGACAAGUCGCCGUUGCGGCCAAUUCACAAUCCCAACGACGAGAUCAUCAGCGUCCACAGCAGUCCGGCGGGUGGCAAGUUCACACCGGCCAACCGUGGCGAGGUUAUUGACAUCUCCAACAGUCCGGCUACGGCAACGCCGACCUUUGGUCACCCGACCCAGCUGCCGUCCAACUUGCCCAAGCGCAAAAAUGACCACAGCAAUCUCUUCAUUCAGCGCACGACCCAUCCAGAGUUUCACAGGGACCUGUAUAGGGGGUCCGGUCCCCUGAAACCCAAGACUCAGGGUCGGAAGGCGCCCCCGUUGCAGAUGUUCAGCUCCAUGGGCGAAAACUCACAGCCAGUGACGCAGUACAGCCAGCCCGCCUCCUCCUACACGGACCAGGUCUUCUACACAGACCCAGCCAAAGCGAAUGCAGACCUGAAGGCGCUGCUCGAGGGCGGAUUGGACGAAGACGAAGAUGACGAAAAUGGCGAAGGGAAGGAUAUACAGGAGACAAUCGACGACGGCACACUCAAGGGCAUCAAGGUGAAGCUUCUCCCGCACCAGGUUGAGGGAGUGACAUGGAUGCGUGGGCGGGAGCUCGGCCCCGUCAAGAAAGGCAAGGUGCCAAAAGGCGGCAUUCUCGCCGACGACAUGGGUCUUGGCAAGACGCUGCAGAGCAUCUCCUUGAUCCUCAGCAACCCGAUGCCAUGCCCAGAAGACAAGGGGUGGAAAAAGCACUUCAGCGACCUUAAGAAGGCGACUCUAGUGGUUGCACCCCUUGCGCUCAUCCGGCAGUGGGAGGCCGAGAUCAAGGACAAGGUGGAGAAAGACCACGCCCUCAAGGUCUACGUGCACCAUGGCCCCCAGCGAACCAAGGAUCCCAGAGUGCUCUGCCGCUACGAUGUGGUCAUCACCACGUACCAGAUCCUGGUCUCGGAGUAUGGCCACAGCAACCCGGACGGCAGUGGCCUACAGGCGGGCUGCUUCGGCGUCCACUGGUUCCGCGUCAUCUUAGACGAGGCGCACAGCAUAAAGAACCGGAACGCCAAGGCCACCAAAGCUGUCUGUGCUCUGCGCGCUGAGUACCGCUGGUGUCUAACCGGCACUCCGAUGCAGAACAACCUCGACGAGUUGCAGUCGCUCGUCCAUUUCCUCCGCGUACAGCCCUACGACAACCUGGCCGAGUGGCGAGCCCAGAUCGAUGCGCCUAUGAAGAACGGCAAGGGGCACAUUGCCAUCCGCCGACUGCAUUCCCUCCUGCGCUGCUUCAUGAAGCGGCGGACCAAGGAUAUCCUGAAAGAGGAGGGCGCUCUCGUGGCUGGCGGGAAGAAGGCGAUGGAUGCCGCUGUGGCAAAGGCGAAGAAGGAGGGCAAGGAGGUAGAGGCGCCCAAGUCUGCGUUCAAGAUCACAGAGCGGAAGGUAGUCACGGUCGAGACCGAGCUCUCUCCCGCCGAGCGCGAAUUCUACGACCAACUGGAAGAGCGCGCCGACGCGAGUCUUGAGAAGAUGAUGAAGGGCAAGGUGAACUACGCCAACGCCCUGGUGCUCUUACUCCGGCUGCGCCAGGCGUGCAACCACCCGCGCCUGACCGACUCUAAGAUCGACAAGGACAAAGACGCGUUGGCUACAGAUGCGGUGGCACAUCCAAAAGCCAGCAGCGUGGAUGCAGAUCUCGACGACCUUGCCGACGCAUUCGGUGGCAUGGGCAUCCAAACAAAACAGUGCGACAUGUGCCUGGGCGACCUGUCGAGAAAGGAGGCUGCCGACGGCUUCCUUCGAUGCGCCGCCUGCACCGAGGGACUGGAGAAGAUCAAUUCGGGCACUCCGAAGCAGAAAUCAAAGAAGGACCGAAGGGUCAGCAUCGUGAAGGAGGAAAUCAAGAUCGAAAAGAUUGACAGGCGGCGGCCUCGGAACCGGAAGAUCAUUACCGACAGCGACGACGAGGACGAAGAGGCCGAGGGAAGCUGGAUAAUCCCCGAGGACAAACGUGGCCCCCUGCGUCUUGGCAAGGCCGGAGGCACAGACGACGAAAAUGCCGAAGGCGGUGGUGAAGACUUGGGGGCUGACGACUCGGACCAUUCUUCGGAAGCAGGGGAGGACGACGGGAGCCAGCUCCACAGCUUCAUCGUAAACGACGAGGCUCCAAAGGAUGAGCCGGAUUCGGACUCAGGUUCAGACGACGAUACGUUUGUGUCGGUGUCUAAGAUCCACUCACAAGCCGUGCAACAGCAGCGUCAGGAGUCGCGCUCCGAGUCGGGGGAUUCGGAUCAGGGCAUCUCCGAGUCCGAGCUGGGGUCGAGCUCCGAGUCGGACGACAGCUCCCGGCCGCGCAACGGGGCUCACCAGAAGCGGCACAAGAAGAGCCGGGGCAAGAAUGGCGCGAGCCAGGUCAUGGUGUCGGCCAAGAUCCGCGAGCUCCUGAGCAUCCUGCGCAAGGAGGCGGGCGAGCACAAGUUCAUCGUGUUUUCCCAGUUCACGUCGAUGCUGGACAUGAUCGAACCGUUCCUGCGGGCGCAGCCAGGGCUCAAGGCGGCGCGUUACGACGGCAAGAUGGCCAACGACGCGCGCGAGGCAGCGCUGCACGCGCUGCGCACCGACCCGCAUACGCGCGUGCUGCUCUGCAGCCUCAAGUGCGGCUCGCUCGGGCUCAACCUGACGGCGGCCACGCGCGUUGUCAUUGUCGAGCCCUUCUGGAACCCCUUCGUCGAGGAGCAGGCCAUCGACCGCGUGCACCGGCUGACGCAGACCACGGAUGUCGUCGUCUACAAGCUCACGGUGGCGCAGACGGUCGAGGCCCGCAUCCUCGAGCUCCAGAACAAGAAGCGCCUCCUCGCCGAGGCCACCAUCGAGGGCGGCAUGCGCAAGAAGGACAAGAACGCCAUGAAGGUUGGCUUGCAGGAGAUACUCGACCUGUUCAAGCACGACGCCCGCCACGCCGCCGACGACCACGGGCUCGACAACGGCGACUUUGUCGACCCCCGUGUCAUUGCCCAGGAUGUCGGCGCCAUGAUUUCGCGGAAGCCGCGGAAGAAGGAGGACGAGAUCUACGGGAGACGGUGGUAGAGUCUGAUGGGCUGCUUGUAUGGAUGUGUUUGCUACGAAUCUUUCUCUUCUUGCAUGGUGGGAAAGCUAGGGUCUGUCGGUU
Lasiosphaeria miniovina is the source of this 3610-nucleotide messenger RNA. RefSeq names its product SNF2 family N-terminal domain-containing protein. Bases 166 to 3528 code for a protein of 1120 amino acids. The record is from RefSeq and is a predicted model, not a curated record. Gene Ontology annotation, molecular function: ATP binding; ATP-dependent chromatin remodeler activity. Gene Ontology annotation, cellular component: nucleus. The transcript is spliced from 2 exons. Gene Ontology annotation, biological process: DNA repair. NCBI's taxonomy places the organism in Eukaryota, Fungi, Ascomycota, Sordariomycetes, Sordariales, Lasiosphaeriaceae.